GCAGAUGAUGAAAGAGGCAGUGUAUAUUCUCACCUUAAACGCACUUCUUGUUUUGCGCUGAAAUAAAUGCCUUUUUUUGACAGAAACGUGCAAAAAGGUAAGUGAUCUAAAAACUUUAAUGCUGCUCAGUAUUUCUAGGGUAUUAUUUUGCUCAAACCAGUCAUGUUGUGUAUAAUUCGUUUUUUUGACCUGCAGGAGUAAUACCCCACCAUAAGUGUUGAUCACAUAACAAAAGAUAUGGUUGUUAAUGUUGUAAAAGGUGCCAUAUAAACAAGGUGUAGUGAGUAAUACAACUUGUUUUGUUAUUAAUUAAAGUCUGUUUUUCCAUAUCAUACAUUAUACAUUCACAGGUUAUUGAUUGGUCUGUGUGAGGUAUGACUUUCUUGAGCUCACUAUGUCUGCAUCCCUUUUUGGGUUCAUGUCCAGUUUCAGUAAAUUAAGUUAGCCAGCUAAUUCUCAUGUGAUAACGGCAUCUUUUGUGCUCGCAGUGAUUUGGCUUGUGGAGUCUGGAGGAUCAGCCCGACUCUUCACAUUUGGAGAGCUUGGGUGCUAAGACCUCAACAUGGACAAACCAGAGAAGGGUGAGCCCGCUGACCUCAAGAUGAGCGAGUCUGGGAAGAAAUCUGGAAAGCACAUCACAGCCUGUCUGUUUAGCGCUGCCUUCUUCGGGGCCCUGGGGUCAUCGUUCAUUUAUGGCUACAACCUCUCUGUGGUCAACGCCCCGGCGCUGUACAUUAAAGCAUUCUAUAAUAAGACCUGGAUUGAGAGGUAUGGGGCACCCAUCGCAGCAGAGACAGCCACCCUCCUCUGGUCCAUCACAGUGUCCAUAUUUGCCAUCGGAGGCCUUCUUGGAGCGCUUUGUGUCCCUUUACUCGUCAAAGUUCUGGGAAGAAAGGGAACCUUGCUGCUGAAUAACAUUUUCGCCAUAAUCGCUGUCUUGAUGCUGUCCCUGGGUGAGAGGGCGAAAUCUUUUGAGAUGCUCAUCAUUGGCCGACUAAUAAUUGGGGUUGACUCUGGUGUGGCUCUCAGCGCUCUCCCCAUGUACCUUGGAGAAAUCACACCAAGACACAUCAGAGGGUCCAUUGGACAGUUCAACUCCAUCUUGAUCUGUCUGGGAGUGUUCACAGGACAAGUGCUGGGCCUGCCUGAGCUGCUUGGACAGGAGUCAAGGUGGAACUUCCUGUUUUCCUUCCUGGCCCUUCCCGCAGUUCUGCAGCUGUGUGUGCUGCCCUUCCUGCCUGAGAGUCCCCGCUACCUGCUGAUGGAGAGGAGGGACGAGGCUGCAGCAGAGAGAGCCUUUCAGAGGUUUUUGGGGAAGAAAGAUGUGUCCCAGGAGCUGGAAGAGGUCCACGCGGAGGCUCGAGCUCAAGACAACCUGCACGCUGCGUCUGUGUUACAGCUGCUGAGGAGCCCUGCUGUUCGCUGGCAGCUCAUCACCAUCAUCAUCACCAUGGCCUGUUAUCAGCUCUGUGGCCUCAAUGCAAUCUGGUAUUACACCAGCGGGAUUCUUCGAGAGGCAGGUUUUGCCGAGAACAUCAUCCCCUAUAUCACGCUAAGCACUGGGGCCAUAGAGACUCUGGCUGCUAUCGUCUCUGGCCUAGUGAUUGAACGAAUUGGGAGGAAGCCCCUCCUCAUCUUCGGCUUCUCUGCCAUGGCCUUCUUCUUCAGCCUACUCACAGUGUUCCUCAAUUUCCAGAACAGCGUAUCAUGGAUGCCGUACCUCAGUUACAUCUGUAUCCUGGCUGUGAUCGCCUCUUUUUGCUCCGGGCCAGGUGGCAUCCCUUUUGUUCUGACUGGAGAGCUGUUUGAACAGUCCUAUCGACCUGCCGCCUUUGUGAUUGCAGGCACCGUUAACUGGCUGUCCAACUUUGCUGUUGGCCUUCUUUUCCCAUUCAUUCAGGAGAAGCUGCAGUCCUUUGCCUUCCUGGUGUUUGUGGUGGUCUGCAUCCUGGGAUCCAUCUACCUCUACUUCGUGCUCCCUGAGACCAAAAAUAAGACAUUUAUCGACAUCAGUCAGAGCUUUGCCAAAAUCAACAAAAUCCCAGUUCCAACCCCCGGCCAUGAAAUGGAGCUGGUUCUGUCCAUCACGCCUGACUCUAAUGGAAAAGUCCAAGACAUCGUAAAGAUGGAGAGCUCAUUUUAACUGAACCAACUUAACUAAUAGUGGAUAUGCAGUGUUGAAAUAUAAAUUUGAGUAUUUUUUAUUUGUACGUAUUUAUUUAGUUGAUGAGAACAAUGAUGUGAGAAUGCAUGUUUUGAAUGUAUGUUGGUUUUGUACACAUUUUUUAUGACUGGAAUAUUUAGAAAUGUUACAGUAUUUCAGUUUACAGAAACUGUGUUCUUUUUUAACUGAAACAUGCAGGUAAGGAGAUUUUAUGUUCUGUUUAAUAUUCAUCCACCAGCAUAAAAGACUCAAUGCAACAGCCAUGCAUUGUUGAAGUUAUUCAGCAGGUAUACAGGAAUAAUUUCAGGGAUGUAGGGAGCAAACAUAAAAUAUUUAUGUUGAGUGUACUCUAUGUCUCCAUAAACCUUCAUUAAAAAGCUGUUGUGGAGAAAUAUCACUAUUUUUUUUUUUUUUUUUUGGUUGUGGCAAAAACAUGCUGUAAACAAAACACUGAUAUGUUAUAACCCUGUGGUGUAAAGGAUAUAUUUCCAACAAUUUAGCAACCAGUGCUGCAUCCCCCGCUGUUUUGGAGGAGCAUUGGCAUU
Molecule: messenger RNA, 2709 nt
Organism: Cheilinus undulatus (humphead wrasse)
Lineage: Eukaryota; Metazoa; Chordata; Actinopteri; Labriformes; Labridae
Gene: slc2a9l2
Product: solute carrier family 2 member 9, like 2
Exons: 13
Coding region: 563-2143 (526 amino acids)
Biological process (GO): monosaccharide transmembrane transport
Cellular component (GO): membrane
Molecular function (GO): hexose transmembrane transporter activity
Source: RefSeq, a predicted model, not a curated record